Linum trigynum is the source of this 6478-nucleotide messenger RNA. NCBI's taxonomy places the organism in Eukaryota, Viridiplantae, Streptophyta, Magnoliopsida, Malpighiales, Linaceae. The record is from the annotation of a GenBank genome assembly.
CCGAUAAUGAAGUCUAUUGAUCCUAUUCUCCACGGAUGAUAAGUUCGUUAAGCAUCGAUUUGGGCCAAUUUAUUUUCGGAUGGCAUUUUUGUAAUUUCUUGGGCGACGAAAGGCCAUUUUCUUUGGAUACUGAAGGCUACAGAUCACUGAUUCGGCGCGAUGCUAUUCUCCAACGAUGAUUGAGUCCAUUAAGCACCGAUUUGGGCGGAUUUAUUCCGGGUCAAUUUUUGGCAGAUUCCAAAGGGGUACCAUCACAGAUAUCAUGCGAUUUAUCCGAAAUGCCAUUUUCUUUCGAUUCUGGAGGCUACAAAUCACGGAAUCAGGACGAGGCUAUUCUCCACCGAUAAUAAAGACUAUUGAUCCUAUUCUCCCCAGAUGAUAAGUCCGUUAAGCUUCGAUUUGGGCCAUUUUAAUUCGGAUGAUAUUUUCGUAAUUUCUUGGGCGACGAAAAGCCAUUUUCUUUGGAUAUUGAAGGCUAAAGAUCACUGAUUCGGCCCGAUGCUAUUCUCCAACGAUGAUUGAGUCCAUUAAGCACCGAUUUGGGCGGAUUUAUUUCGGGUCAAUUUUUGGCAGAUUCUAAAGGGGUACCAUCACAGAUUUCGGGCGAUUUAUCCGAAAUGGCAUUUUCUUUCAAUUUAGGAGGCUACAGAUCACGGAAUCAGGACGAGGAUAUUCUCCACCGAUAAUGAAGUCUAUUUAUCCUAUUCUCCACGGAUGAUAAGUCCGUUAAGCAUCGAUUGGGCCAAUUUAUUUUUCGGAUGACAUUUUCGUAAUUUCUUGGGCGACGAAAGACCAUUUUCUUUAGUUAUUGAAGGCUACAGAUCAUUGAUUCGGCCUGAGGCUAUUCUCCAACGAUGAUUGAGUCCAUUUAGCACCGAUUUGAGCGGAUUUAUUCCAGGUCAAUUUUUGGCAGAUUCAAAAGGGGUACCAUCACAGAUUACGGGCGAUUUAUCCAAAAUGCCAUUUUCUUUUGAUUCUGGAGGCUACUGAUCCCGGAAUCAAGUCGAGGCAAUUCUCCAUCGAUAAUGAAGUCUAUUGAUCCUAUUCUCCACGGAUGAUAAGUCCGUUAAGCAUCGAUUUGGGCCAAUUUAUUUUCGGAUGUCAUUUUCAUAAUUUCUUGGGCGACGAAAGGCCAUUUUCUUUGGAUAUUGAAGGCUACAUAUCACUUAUUCAGCCUGAGGCUAUUCUCCAACGAUGAUUGAGUCCAUUAAGCACCGAUUUGGGCAGAUUUAUUCCGGGUCAAGUUUUGGCAGAUUCCAAAGGUGUACCAUCACAAAUUUCGGGCGUUUAUCUGAAAUGCCAUUUUCUUUGGAUUCUGGAGGCUACAGAUCACGGAAUCAGGCCGAGGCUAUUCUACACCGAUAAUGAAGUCUAUUGAUCCUAUUCUCCACGGAUGAUAAGUCCGUUAAGCAUCGAUUGGGCCAAUUUAUUUUUCGUAUGGCAUUUUCGUAAUUUCUUGGGCGACAAAAGGCCAUUUUCUUUGGAUAUUGAAGGCUACAGAUCACUGAUUAGGCCUGAGGGUAUUCUCCAACAAUGAUUGAGUCCAUUAAGCACCGAAUUGGCGGGUUUAUUCCAGGUCAAUUUUUGGCAGAUUCCAAAGGGGUUCCAUCACAGAUUUCAGGCGAUUUAUCCGAAAUGCCAUUUUCUUUUGAUUCUGGAGGCUACAUAUCACGGAAUCAGGCCGAGGCUAUUCUCCAUCGAUAACGAAGUCUAUUGAUCCUAUUCUCCCCAGAUGAUAAGCCCGUUAAGCAUCGAUUUGGGCCAAUUUAAUUCGGAUGGCAUUUUCGUAAUUUCUUGGGCGACGAAAGGCCAUUUUCUUGGGAUAUUGAAGGCUAAAGAUCACUGAUUCGGCCCGAUGCUAUUCUCCAACAUUGAUUGAGUCCAUUAAGCACCGAAUUGAGCGGAUUUAUUCCGGGUCAAUUUUUGGCAGAUUCGAAAGGGGUACCAUCACAGAUUUCGGGCGAUUUAUCAAAAUGCCAUUUCCUUUCGAUUCUGGAGGCUACAGAUCACGGAAUCAGGCCGAGGCUAUUCUCCCCCGAUAACGAAUUCUAUUGAUCUUAUUCUCCCCAGAUGAUAAGUCCGUUAAGCAUCGAUUUGGGCCAAUUUAAUUCGGAUGGCAUUUUCGUAAUUUCUUGUGCGACGAAAGGCCAUUUUCUUUGGAUAUUGAAGUCUAAAGAUCACUGAUUCGGCUCGAUGCUAUUCUCCAACGAUGAUUGAGUCCAUUAAGCAACGAUUUGGGCGGAUUUAUUCCGGAUCAAUUUUUGGCAGAUUCUAAAGGGGUACCAUCACAGAUUUCAAGCGAUUUAUCCGAAAUGGAAUUUUCUUUCAAUUUUGGAGGCUACAGAUCACGGAAACAAGCCGAGGCUAUUCUCCACCGAUAAUGAAGUCUAUUGAUCCUAUUCUCCACGGAUGAUAAGUCCGUUAAGCAUCGAUUGAGCCAAUUUAUUUUUCGGAUGCCAUUUUCGUAAUUUCUUGGGCGACGAAAGACCAUUUUCUUCAAUUAUUGAAGGCUACAGAUCACUGAUUCGGCCUGAGGCUAUUCUCCAACGAUGAUUGAGUCCAUUAAGCACUGAUUUGGGUGGAUUUAUUCUAGGUCAAUUUUUGGCAGAUUCAAAAGGGGUACCAUCACAGAUUUCGGGCGAUUUAUACAAAAUGCCAUUUUCUUUUGAUUCUGGAGGCUACAGAUCCCGGAAUCAAGUCGAGGCUAUUCUCCAACGAUAAUGAAGUCUAUUGAUCCUAUUUUCCAUGGAUGAUAAGUCCGUUAAGCAUCGAUUAUUUGGGCCAAUUUAUUUUCGGAUGGCAUUUUCAUAAUUUCUUGGGCGACGAAAGGCAAUUUUCUUUGGAUAUUGAAGGCUACAUAUCACUUAUUCAGCCUGAGGCUAUUCUCCAACGAUGAUUGAGUCCAUUAAGAAGCGAUUUGGGCGGAUUUAUUCUGGGUCAAGUUUUGGGAGAUUCCAAAGGUGUACCAUCACAAAUUUCGGGCGAUUUAUCUGAAAUGCCAUUUUCUUUCGAUUCAGGAGGCUACAGAUCACGGAAUCAGGCCGAGACUACUCUCCACCGAUAAUGAUGUCUAUUGAUCCUAUUCUCCACGGAUGAUAAGUCCGUUAAGCAUCGAUUGGGCCAAUUUAUUUUCCGGAUGGCAUUUUCGUAAUUUCUUGGCGACAAAAGGCCAUUUUCUUUGGAUAUUGAAGGCUACAGAUCACUGAUUCGGCCCGAUGCUAUUCUCCAACAAUGAUUGAGUCCAUUAAGCACCGAUUUGUGCGGAUUUAUUCCGUGUCAAUUUUUGGCAGAUUCUAAAGGGGUACCAUCACAGAUUUCGGGCAAUUUAUCCGAAAUGGCAUUUUCUUUCAAUUUAGGAGGCUACAGAUCACGGAAACAGGACGAGGCUAUUCUCCACUGAUAAUGAAGUCUAUUGAUCCUAUUCUCCACUGAUGAUAAGUCCGUUAAGCAUCGAUUGGGCCAAUUUAUUUUUCGGAUGACUUUUUCGUAAUUUCUUGGGCGACGAAAGACCAUUUUCUUUAAUUAUUGAAGGCUACAGAUCACUGAUUCGGCCUGAGGCUAUUCUCCAACGGUGAUUGAGUCCAUUAAGCACCGAUUUGGGCGGAUUUAUUCCAGGUCAAUUUUUGGCAUAUUCAAAAGGGGUACCAUCACAGAUUUCUGGCGAUUUAUCCAAAAUGCCAUUUUCUUUUGAUUCUGGAGGCUACAGAUCCCGGAAUCAAGUCGAGGCUAUUCUCCACCGAUAAUGAAGUCUAUUGAUCCUAUUAUCCACGGAUGAUAAUUCCGUUAAGCAUCGAUUGGGCCAAUUUAUUUUUCGGAUGGCAUUUUCGUAAAUUCUUGGCGACAAAAGGCCAUUUCCUUUGGAUAUUGAAGGCUACAGAUCACUGAUUCGGCCCGAUGCUAUUCUCCAACAAUGAUUGAGUCCAUUAAGCACCGAUUUGGGCGGAUUUAUUCCGGGUCAAUUUUUGGCAGAUUCAAAAGGGGUACCAUCACAGAUUUCGGGCGAUUUAUACAAUAUGCCAUUUUCUUUUGAUUCUGGAGGCUACAGAUCCCGGAAUCAAGUCGAGGCUAUUCUCCAACGAUAAUGAAGUCUAUUGAUCCUAUUUUCCAUGGAUGAUAAGUCCAUUAAGCAUCGAUUUGGGCCAAUUUAUUUUCGGAUGGCAUUUUCAUAAUUUCUUGGGCGACGAAAGUCAAUUUUCUUUGGAUAUUGAAGGCUACAUAUCACUUAUUCAGCCUGAGGCUAUUCUCCAACGAUGAUUGAGUCCAUUAAGCAGCGAUUUGGGCGGAUUUAUUCCGGGUCAAGUUUUGGCAGAUUCCAAAGGUGUUCCAUCACAAAUUUCGGGCGAUUUAUCUGAAAUGCCAUUUUCUUUCGAUUCUGGAGGCUACAUAUCACGGAAUCAGGCCGAGGUUAUUCUCCACCGAUAAUGAAGUCUAUUGAUCCUAUUCUCCACGGAUGAUAAGUCCGUUAAGCAUCGAUUAGGCCAAUUUAUUUUUCGGAUGGCAUUUUCGUAAUUUCUUGGGCGACGAAAGGCCAUUUUCUUUGGAUAUUGAAGGCUAAAGAUCACUUAUUCGGCCCGAUGCUAUUCUCCAACGAUGAUUGAGUCCAUUAAGCACCGAUUUGGGCGGAUUUAUUCCGGUUCAAUUUUUGGCAUAUUCCAAAGGUGUACCAUCACAAAUUUCGGGCGAUUUACCUGAACUGCCAUUUUCUUUCGAUUCUGGAGGCUACAGAUCACGGAAUCAGGCCGAGGCUAUUCUCCACCGAUAAUGAAGUCUAUUUAUCCUAUUCUCCACGGAUGAUAAGUCCGUUAAGCAUCGAUGGGGCCAAUUUAUUUUUCGGAUGGCAUUUUCGUAAUUUCUUGGGCGACAAAAGGCCAUUUUCUUUGGAUAUUGAAGGCUACAGAUCACUGAUUCGGCCUGAGGCUAUUCUCCAACAAUAUUUGAGUCCAUUAAGUACCGAUUUGGGCGGAUUUAUUCCGGGUCAAUUUUUGGCAGAUUCCAAAGGGGUACCAUCACAGAUUUCGGGCGAUUUAUCCGAAAUGCCAUUAUCUUUCGAUUCUGGAGGCUACAGAUCACGGAAUCAGGCCGAGGCUAUUCUCCACCGAUAACUAAGUCUAUUGAUCCUAUUCUCCCCAGAUGAUAAGUCCGUUUAGCAUCGAUUUAGGCCAAUUUAAUUCGGAUGGCAUUUUCGUAAUUUCUUGGCCGACGAAAGGCCAUUUUCUUUGGAUAUUGAAGGCUAAAGAUCACUGAUUCGGCCCGAUGCUAUUCUCCAACGAUGAUUGAGUCCAUUAAGCACCGAUUUAGGCGGAUUUAUUCCGGGUCCAUUUUUGGCAGAUUCUAAAGGGGUGCCAUCACAGAUUUCGGGUGAUAUAUCCGAAAUGGCAUUUUCUUUCGAUUUAGGAGGCUACAGAUCACGAAAUCAGGCCGAGGCUAUUCUCCACCGAUAAUGAAGUCUAUUGAUCCUAUUCUCCACAGAUGAUAAGUCCGUUAAGCAUCGGUUUGGGCCAAUUUAUUUUCGGAUGGCAUUUUCGUAAUUUAUUGGGCGACGAAAGACCAUUUUCUUUUAUUAUUGAAGGCUACAGAUCACUGAUUCGGCAUGAGGCUAUUCUCCAACGAUGAUUGAGUUUAUUAAGCACCGAUUUGGGCGGAUUUAUUCCGGGUCAAUUUUUGGCAGAUUCCAAAGGGGUACCAUCACAGAUUUCGGGAGAUUUAUCCGAAAUGCCAUUUUCUUUCGAUUCUGGACGCUACAGAUCACGGAAUCAGGCCGAGGCUAUUCUCCACCGAUAAUGAAGUUUAUUGAUCUUAUUCUACAAGGAUUAUAAGUCCGUUAAGCAUCGAUUUGGGCCAAUUUAUUUUCGGAUGGCAUUUUCGUAAUCUCUUGGGCGACGAAAGGCCAUUUUCUUUGGAUAUUGAAGGCUACAGAUCACUGAUUCGGCCUGAGGCUAUUCUCCAACAAUGAUUGAGUCCAUUAAGCACCGAUUUGGGCGGAUUUAUUCCAGGUCAAUUUUUGGCAGAUUCCAAAGGGGUACCAUCACAGAUUUCGGGCGAUUUAUCAGAAAUGGCAUUUUCUUCCGAUUCUGGAGGCUACAGAUCACAGAAUCAGGCAGAGGCUAUUCUCCACCGAUAAUGAAGUCUAUUGAUCCUAUUCUCCACGGAAGAUAAGUCCGUUAAGCAUCGAUUUGGUACAAUUUAUUUUCGGAUGGCAUUUUCGUAAUUUCUAGGGCGACGAAAGGCCAUUUUCUUUGGAUACUGAAGGCUACAGAUCACUUAUUCGGCCCGAUGCUAUUCUCCAACGAUGAUUGAGUCCAUUAAGCACCGAUUUGGGCGGAUUUAUUCCGGGUCAAUUUUUGGCAGAUUCCAAAGGGGUACCAUCACAGAUUUCGGGUGAUUUAUCCGAAAUGGCAUUUCUUUCGAUUAAGGAGUCUACAGAUCACGGAAUCAGGCCGAGGCUAUUCUCCACCGAUAAUGAAGUCUAUUGAUCCUA